Messenger RNA from Suillus subalutaceus, 1815 nucleotides. RefSeq lists its product as uncharacterized. Bases 1 to 1815 code for a protein of 604 amino acids. The transcript is spliced from 4 exons. The record is from RefSeq and is a predicted model, not a curated record. NCBI's taxonomy places the organism in Eukaryota, Fungi, Basidiomycota, Agaricomycetes, Boletales, Suillaceae.
AUGUUUUCCAAGGUCAUGAACUACUUUACGGAGGCAGAACUUUCGUGGUUGGGAUACGACAUUCAUAUUUUCUGGUUCCUCCCCGCCGCGGUCCAGGUUUGGGAUGAUAAGCAGUAUUGGCAGAAUGAAGAGGAAAACGGAGCGGCAUGCGAUGACUCGGAGUUCCAUCUAGUUGGCCACCUUCACCGAUCGAUAGGCCUACAUGGCAAAGGCACGCGCGUCUUUGCCGUCGAGAGUGCCCUCGAUCAAAAACCUCUUGUAAUCAAGGACUGCUGGGAUCCAACAGCAACAGUGAGCGAUCACAUAAUACACACGAAACUCCAAGAUCCUUUGCGGGACUCUCUUGUUGUCUGCUCGCUCAAUGACGAGUGGGUUUUCAUCGGAAAGGAAGAUCCUGGUGAUUGUUUGGAUAGAGAGUGUGCCCAGAGGCUGGAUGGAGUCUACUGCCACAUUGGCAGCCGUUGUUGGGACAAUAUCAAGUCCCUUCCAGGAAUAACUAUCAUGCAAGACCACAUGCGUCCCUCCAUUGGCCUGUUCUCCAAAUCUCUAGUGCUGCAGUCGGUCACUUCCAUAUGUGCUGCUAUGAUGACAUCGCAGGACCUGGCUAAUGUUCUCAACGACUCACAAGAAAAAUCACAACUAGAGGAAAGACAUCGAUCCCGCACAUCUUUUACUACCUGCGGAGUCAACAUCUUGUGGUUCGGAACUGCACGCGAAAUGUUCCACAGCAUCAUAGGCACCGUGACCAGUCAUCGUAACGCUUAUAAAUGUUGCGAUGUGUUGCAUUGCGAUGUCAGCGAUGGUAAUACGAUGUUCCUGGUAGAAGCGAUCUCCGCCGAGUCCACUGUCCCUCCGCGUCCUGAAGGGGCAGAAAAAGAGUGGACCCCCAUGAGAAACGGGAUGGCAUCUGAUUGGGGGUCUGCCAUAGACUGUUUGGAACUUGGGGCGUCCCCGCCACGCACCAUAAGUCACUUUCUUGGGACACUUCCCUUUGAGUCCAACGCCUCCAUGCUGAAUUCAGAACUCGAGUUCUAUCACGACCUUGAAUCUUAUUUUUGGUUGGCCUACCUCAUUACUUGCAAUUGCGCAGGUCCCUUCAACAUGUGUCGUGACUGGGACGGGGAACUCGAACGUUUUUCUGCGAACAAAUCCAUUACGCCUUCGUUCAUCAAUCACUUAGCUGAGGUCAAAAUGUAUGGGAAGGUCUUUGAUGUCGACCGUCCUGCUUCCCCCCUUGCCAACCAAAGUGUCAGCCCCGUGUACUAUCCGUGGGUCCGUCCUGGAGUGCACUCGCUUUCACUGUUAGACAUUGUCCAGCAGAGGAAUAGUAUGACUGACGUCGACUUCACCAACCUCAUGACACCAUAUUUUAUUCGUCAUGAAAUCGUACGAGACGGGAUGCUCGAGUUGCGCAGUCUCUUCUUGGGUUCUAAGAAGCUGUGUCCCGAUGGCUUUGUGCGCCGCGACCACGCCCCGCCGACUACGCACGAACGAGUGCUUUCGAUACUACGCCGCAUCCGCGACGGCAUCGACGCUGCUGAAGAUCAAUACCCCCAAGACCAGGAACUUGAAUAUGCUCGGGUUCGUUAUCAGCGCUAUCUCGAAACGGGCAAUCGCAUGCCCCUACUGGUGGAUGAAGAUGAUUCCAAAGGGUGUAUUGAGAGCAAGAGAAAGGCUGCCCAAAGUGAAGCCCAACUCCUUCGGAGAGCCACCAAGCGUUCGAGGGGACUAGGCGCCAGUGAAGCAGGCUUUGGUGUGCCAGUCCGUGGUCGUGUCACAUCUGGAAGACGGGGUAGCGGCAAAAUGAAAAGGUAA